GAGGGGGGGGGCGGGGCUGUCCUCCCACAAUGCAGCGGGCGGGUGAAGAUGGUGGACAGUAACAUGGAGGAGUUCGAGCAGGAGACGGGCUGCGUCCCUGUGCUGCAUCCCGAGGAAAUAAAGACUCACAGCCAUUACAACCAUGGCUACAGUGACUCAUUGGCACGGAAAAGCCACAUCGAUGACUACAGCACAUGGGACAUUGUCAAAGCCACACAGUAUGGAAUAUUUGACCGCUGUCGAGAGCUUGUGGAGGCAGGUUAUGAUGUACGACAGCCUGACAAAGAAAAUGUCACCCUUCUUCAUUGGGCAGCUAUCAAUAAUAGAAUUGACCUGAGCAGAUACUACAUAUCAAAGGGAGCAAUUGUGGAUCAGCUUGGAGGAGACCUGAAUUCCACACCUCUUCACUGGGCAACAAGGCAGGGCCAUUUGUCCAUGGUUGCGCACCUGAUGAAAUAUGGUGCAGAUCCCUCAUUGAUAGAUGGCGAAGGAUGUAGUUGUAUUCACCUGGCUGCGCAGUUUGGUCACACUUCUAUUGUUGCCUAUCUGAUAGCAAAAGGGCAGGAUGUAGAUAUGAUGGAUCAGAAUGGAAUGACACCAUUGAUGUGGGCAGCAUAUAGAACACACAGCGUGGAUCCCACAAGACUGCUUCUUACAUUCAAUGUGUCAGUGAGCCUUGGGGAUAAGUACCAUAAGAACACUGCAUUACACUGGGCAGUGCUGGCAGGAAAUACCACUGUAAUAAGUCUGCUGCUGGAGUCUGGCGCGAAUGUGGAUGCUCAAAAUAUCAAGGGGGAAACACCGUUAGAUCUUGCUAAACAGAGGAAAAAUGUUUGGAUGAUUAACCAUUUGCAAGAAGCAAGGCAAGCAAAAGGCUUUGACAGUCCUUCUUUCCUGAAGAGGCUAAAGGCAGACAAGGAAUUUCGUCAAAAGGUGAUGCUAGGAACUCCAUUUUUAGUAAUCUGGUUGAUGGGAUUUAUAGCUGAUCUAGACAUUGACUCCUGGCUGAUAAAAGGAUUAAUGUAUGCUGGUGUCUGGGCAAUGUUGCAAUUCCUCUCAAAAUCAUUCUUUGACCACUCAAUGCACAGUGCACUGCCUCUUGGAAUCUACUUGGCAACUAAAUUUUGGAUGUACGUGACAUGGUUCUUCUGGCUAUGGACUGAUCUUCCUUUCCUGUCUGUGCAUAUUCCUUUUCUUAUCAAUAGUGUAGGUCUUUUCUACAAUUUUGGUAAGUCAUGGAAAUCAGACCCAGGAGUUAUCAAAGCUACAGAAGAGCAAAAGAAAAAGGUAAGUAGGACAAUAGUGGAAUUGGCUGAAUCCGGACAUCUGGAUCUUAGUAUAUUUUGCAGUACUUGUUUGAUCCGGAAGCCUGUUCGAUCCAAGCACUGUGCUGUGUGUAACAGAUGCAUUGCCAAGUUUGAUCACCAUUGCCCGUGGGUUGGCAAUUGUGUGGGGGCAGGAAAUCACAGAUACUUCAUUGGAUAUCUGUUUUUCUUGUUGGGGAUGAUCGUUUGGAUGAUUUAUGGCUGUUUCUUGUAUUGGAGUCUCCACUGUGAGACCACUUACCAGAAAGAUGGAUUUUGGACGUACAUCACUGAAAUAGCUAGCUGCUCCCCGUGGGUCUUCUGGAUGUUUCUGAACAGUCUUUUUCAUUUGAUGUGGGUGGCCGUGUUGCUGAUGUGUCAGAUGUAUCAGAUUGCUUGUCUGGGGAUAACUACAAAUGAAAGGAUGAAUGCAAGGCGAUACAAGCACUUUAAAGUUACCACAACCACAAUUGAAAGUCCUUUUAACCAUGGUUGUAUUCGGAAUAUCAUAGACUUCUUUGAAUUUAGAUGCUUUGGCCUCUUUCGUCCUGUAAUUGUUGACUGGACACACCAGUAUACAAUAGAAUAUGACCAGACAACAGGAUCAGGCUAUCAGCUUGUGUAGUGGGAUCAGCAUCUACAAUAUACAUCAUGUCUGCCAUCCGACCGUUUAAACCGGUACCUGACACUUUCCUUCAUUUUGUUCGUCGAUAUCAACUUGAACCAAUGUGUUACUAAGAGAAGGUGGAAUACUGUGGUACUUCAUCUGGAUCAGUUGCAUUCAGAAAAUAAACGAGGACAGUUGAACUGCCUGUUUUUUUUCCGUACGGUUAAAUUGUACUAAAACUGAAGAUAGAUGGGACCUUUUUAAAACAUCUGCUUUCGUGGAAAUUAGUGCUUGCAAUAUAAUUUUCAUUACAUUAUGUUUUCCUCAGAUUACUUUAUAAGAGACAUAGUUGUGGUGAUCGAUCCACUCAGUUAAGUAAAUGCCUGAUUCAGGUAUCAUGGCUACAUCCAGUUCCCACUUCCUUCCAAUUUACCGCAAACACUUCAUCUAUACUCUCCCAAACACUGCUACUUAUAAGCAUUCCUUAUAUGGUACUUUAAACGAAAAAAUCUUUGUAGCUAAAUACAGAAAUUGAUGUCGGAAGUCAUGUGAAGAGAGAAAAUAUAAUCCCUUUAUUUCAGAUCUUUAUAUUUAAAAAUGUUUUUUUGAUUUUUAAUGAUUUUAAAAUGGGCAGCCUUGUAGCUCAAUUGAUUUCAAUUGAUGAGAUGUUUCACUCCUGACAGGAAUGACCAUGAAGUUGAGUCCUCGUGCUUCCUGUCACUCUAUAACUCAUUCGCCCUCCUUUGCAUGGGUUUGGUCAGGUCUCAGGCAGGCUGAUGGAGCACAGCACUGGGAUUAAGUGCUCCACUUCUUAAUGGAGGGAGACGGCAAGGGGUGGGGGUCAAAAGGGUGUUAAGUGACAUUGUCUUAUUCCACUGGAACCGUGUUUCCCGCUGGCCAGUCAUGGAGAGACAUUUGUGUCAAUUGUGGAAGAAGUCUGCAACGAGACCGUUCUGUCCUGCUGAACAUGUGGUGAGUGGCCAUUGAGGAUGGAAACACUGGGAUAAAAUUGCAUGUUUAAGAUCCAAAUUGAAGCACUGAAUUUUGUUUUAUGACCUUUUGAUUUGGUCAUUAUUGUUUAUCCACUGCUUCCUGGAAACAUAAUGUUUACAGACAGUGAUUUUUGCUGAAAUGGUUAGAUAGUUCAGCCACGAAGUGGUUCGAGAAACCUGUGAGGUCGAGCAUUACCUGAAAGCAGCUCCCUGAGCCAGUGUAAAGAUUGCUUGCAACUGUAUAUAAAUUAUUUAUCAACUAGUUUUAUCAGUGUGUGAUUUUUGCAAGUGUUAGUUGGAGCUGCUAUAUUAAUUUUCAUUCAACCAACAAUGUGUAGGAAUGUAGUCCAUUGCUUUUAGAGGUGUCAAUGACUCUGUUUAUAGCAAAUUACUCAUCAAAAUCACUGCAUGUCUGAUGCUUGGCAAAAGAGGCAUUCCCCAGUACAGUAGAACAUAACAGCAUCACAGCAGCUUACAGCACACACUGCACUGUUAUGUCAGCUUCUUCCUUUUGUAGGAAGAACAGUGAAUUUGUAAAUAGUGAGUGUCUUGUAUUUGCAAGUAAAAAAAACAUUUCUGUAGCUGUUUAUUUUGUAGUGUGAGCCAUGCAUAGUUUGUAAGUACUGUACCAGAUAUCAAGACUUGCAGUAUUGUAAUAUUAGUCAACUUGAAUGUUUAAUAUUGGGAAAAUAAAACUUUAUCUUUGACACAGAUUUGAGCAUAUUGCCAGUUUGUCCUCACACAGAUUACAGCAUUAGGCCCUCAGUCUUCACAAAUUUAGCAUUCUCGUAUUUAUCAUAACAACGUUUCCUUGAUGCUUCAAGUUUAAACAUUCGUGUUUUUUUUCUUUCCUCACGUUUAAUUCAAGGAACAAUUCUCCCCGACCAUAGUGUGCACUGAGUUUCAUACUCGCAAAUAAUUAAAUGUUAUGUUAAUUUAAUACGUUGUUGGAGAUCCUACAUCCACAGAUUGUGAAUAUUUUGUUUUUGUAUUACGUUAUUUAUAACUGUGCCAAGAAUUUUUUUUGCUACUAUCCAGUCCUUUAUGUACACCAACUGAAACUGUAAUAUGUUCAAUUAAAAAACAACUUGCUGUCC
Molecule: messenger RNA, 4000 nt
Organism: Callorhinchus milii (elephant shark)
Lineage: Eukaryota; Metazoa; Chordata; Chondrichthyes; Chimaeriformes; Callorhinchidae
Gene: zdhhc17
Product: zinc finger DHHC-type palmitoyltransferase 17
Exons: 17
Coding region: 49-1929 (626 amino acids)
Biological process (GO): protein palmitoylation
Cellular component (GO): Golgi membrane
Molecular function (GO): protein binding; palmitoyltransferase activity
Source: RefSeq, a predicted model, not a curated record